Molecule: messenger RNA, 567 nt
Organism: Closterium sp. Naga37s-1
Lineage: Eukaryota; Viridiplantae; Streptophyta; Zygnematophyceae; Desmidiales; Closteriaceae
Source: the annotation of a GenBank genome assembly
AUGAUUGGAUUCGAUUGGGCGUGCGGUGCAGUGGCAUGCACAGUGAGGCGCGGCAAGGAGCUGACGUGGGGGAGUGGAGGGCGCAGCGCGGGGAUGGGCGUGGCGAGGAGGGAGGGGGGGAGUGGGCAGCAGGCGGGCAGCAGGGGCGGAGGAGCAGCAGGUGUGGCGGCAGGGCGAGUGGAGAGCCCCGUUGAGCCCCGCGUGGCUGCAUCCCCGCCCUGCCCUCCCCUGCAUGGCGCUGCACCCCUGCCGCCUGCCCCGCCCUCUGCCUCUGCCUGCCCCCACACAGCACCCGCGCAAGGCGUGAGCAGCAGGGGCGCAGGAGCGCGCACGGAGGGGGGACGGAGGGGGAAAGGAGGGAAAAAGGGGGAAAUGGGAAGGGAAACAAUGAGCGCGAAAGGAGGAGACGGGCAGUGGAAGAGGAAAAGGAUCGAAGUGGGCAGGGUAAAUGAGGGGGACGGAGCGGAAAACGAGGGGGGAAGGAGGGAGAAAGGCGGGGGAAGAAAAGGGAAUGGAGGGAGGAAUGGGAGGGGGAAGGGAGGGGGAUUGGAGGAAAAGAAGCAGUGA